Messenger RNA from Ylistrum balloti, 2364 nucleotides. RefSeq lists its product as uncharacterized. The record is from RefSeq and is a predicted model, not a curated record. The coding region runs from base 28 to 1284 and encodes 418 amino acids. Lineage: Eukaryota; Metazoa; Mollusca; Bivalvia; Pectinida; Pectinidae. The transcript has 6 exons.
GUGUGUCGCCUGCUCUAUCGAACAAACAUGUCACGCUGUCGAAUGGACGCCUCUGAUUUUGACCACGGAAGAAAAUCAUCUGGACCCAUGGUGUUUUUGAUACUUCAUCUGAUAUUGCGGUUAUCUACUGCGUGUGAGGCGCCCCUACCGAAACCUUCAUCUGUGGAAGAGUGCGACUGUCAUCACAACGGAAGUGACGUCAACAUGACGUGCUACUCUGACGUUCAAUGCUACAAUGCCAGUGAUACUGACCACCCGUUCAGCCCCAUGUGGGCUGGAUACAGCGACAAUAUAUCUCACCAUCUGUCAGACGAUCCACGAUACAAGUCUGUAUUGCGCACUAAUACACUUGGGGGAUGGGGGAUGUUGAUGGGAGUGAAACAGUCGAAUGGAACAGCCGAUGAACGUAGAAAAUGGGAACGAAAGAAAUUAGUGGAACAGCGGGCGCGGAAAUGGAAUAGAUGGAUACAAGAAUUGACAUACGGAGAGAUGGUGAUUGUAGACGUUAUCGAACCAUUUGAUCCGACUACACUUGUGGUGAUAUGUCUUGUAAUCAUCAUCAUCAUUCUUGUUUGUAUCCUCUGUGUGAUUUGCAACCUACCGUUUCUGAAAGGUUGCCUGCUCAGAUGUAGAGGACGGAAAAUAUUACAAAAAAGAGAAAAUCUUGGAGGACUCGAGUAUGACACUGCACUGCUGUACGAUUUGUAUGAUACUGCUGCUUGCAACAUCGCAAUCACUCUGCAAAGUCAACUGAAGUCACGCGGCUAUGAUGUUGCAUCUACAGGUCAUGUUCUUGGCGGACAGAGCAACCUGAGUAUCCUCAAUUUAAUACCAGUCAGUGCUACUGUGAUAUUCGUCAUCACUCAAGAUUCCGAGAUUGAUCAGUUGUUGUCUGUAGCCAGAGACACUACAACAGCAAUGAAAAUCUCUAAACAACAGGUUCUCGUACAUACAGACUAUGUGCCCCCAGAGUUCAAACAGUACAAGCUGUUGACGCUCAGUUGGUUUGAAGAUUUGAAGAAGACGACAUCUGAUGAAAAUCGGGAACUUUACAAUGUCGUUUAUAUUCCCGAUACAAACGAAACUAACGGAGAAUGUAUUGUCACUCGAAACAGAAAUCCAAAUCGUCAUCAGGAAAAUGUUUGUUUUAUCAUAAGUGCUUACAGAUGGUGGAAACAGAAGAAAUUUUACAAGGCGUUACAGUUAGGUUUGUCGGCAGGUUUCCAUGUGAAAUACAUGGACACAUCUGUUGAAGUUAUCGUUAACCAGGGUACAUGUAGCUGAUAUAUGCUGGAAUAUACAAUAACUGUAUCAGGAGAGAGUACUGGAACCUUCGCUACUGACUCAGCCAAUAAGUUUCAAACGAAUUUAGGUCCUGCCUAAAUUUAGAUGCCACGAAACAGUGAGCCCCAAAGGUUUUAAUUCAUUAUUCAAUGAUUUAAUUCUGCAGGUACUUUGCUUAGUGAAAAUGUGUAAUUUUAGCAUAUUCUGAUAUCUGUUGGAGGAUUUAGGUUAUGUUUAAGUUAACUUCCGGUUGUUAAAUUUUUAAGCCGAUUGCAGUACGUAAUGGCGUUAACAUCCUAAAUCAUAUCACAUGUAGCCCGUGUCAGAUCUGUUUAUAUUAAUUUACACCUUACGUCGUUCUAUUAAUGAUAUUAACUGAAAUACUAAGUAAAGCAGUGACUGAUUAAAUUACGGGAGUCCUUUACUAGUAAACAUAAAAUACGUAGUACGAAUGAGGUGCUAAUUGAGAUUCGAUAUUUAUUACAAAGAUAUGGUCAAUAAAAAUGAUCAUAUUUACAUCAAUGAAGUGUAAAAUUGGACGAAAUACUAUAAUGCUAUAUAUACUUAUCCUGAUAAAUGAUUUACACAAUACCAUGGAAAUGGUGUAAAGACGAGCAAUGACAUGUUGUGGACAGUGCGGUAUUGUCAUCAUAUAUGAGCAUGCUAUGUAGGAUUUAACAGCAAGGAAAUUUGUUUUAUAUAAUUGAUGGCAAAACAUCAAAUUUUCAACAAUCAAAUCAAGAUGAAAAAUAUCAAAUACAAUGCUACAAGAAAGUAAUUACCAGGAUAUGAUCAUGGAAAAGGACAGUUGAUAUUGUAUGCUCUUUAUAAUGACUACACAAAUAGCACACAAGCUAAAGCAGACAUUAAUGCAAAAGAAUUGAAUACAGCAUAGCCAUAUGAUGAAUUUGUAUCUUACAUCUGUCGUGUUCCUUAGACUUGUGAAUGAUCCUUGGAGCCUAAAUUGUUUUAUGUUACUGAGGUCAAUCAAAAUCUGUCGAAAUGAUAUAUAAAGUUAAGUUCCAUGAUACAAUUGAUAUACAAUAUAUGACUAGUGUCUUUUUUAGUUCCUUUUUCUUA